This is a messenger RNA of Cajanus cajan (pigeon pea), 1878 nucleotides long. RefSeq names its product protein DETOXIFICATION 9. The record is from RefSeq and is a predicted model, not a curated record. Gene Ontology annotation, biological process: xenobiotic detoxification by transmembrane export across the plasma membrane. Gene Ontology annotation, molecular function: xenobiotic transmembrane transporter activity; antiporter activity. NCBI's taxonomy places the organism in Eukaryota, Viridiplantae, Streptophyta, Magnoliopsida, Fabales, Fabaceae. Gene Ontology annotation, cellular component: membrane.
UGUUACGUGACAAAAUUAAAAACAUAAGCAGAAAUGUACGAGAAAAUAUGUGUGGGUAGUUGAAAUCAAUUUCUAUUUGAACUUGUCUUGUGAUUUUGUUUGUUUGCGGGGUGAACCCUUUUACUACCCCUAUAGGAAGAACUUUUCCUUGUGAUCUUGUUCUCUCUCUAUAUACAUAACUCCUGUACGUGUUCUUCAUCAUCUUGUUCUUGUCUCACACAUAUAUAUAUACAUUUCAUUAACGUGGCUUUGCACAGAAAGUUGUAGAGAGAAGAUGAAUAAGGAGGAAGCAGCAACACUGCUUAGAAAGAGUGAAGUGGCACCUUCAGAAGAUGCAUUUUGGACAGAGUUCAAAAGGGUAGGGUCCAUGGCAGCUCCAAUGGUAGUUGUUAACAUGUCUCUGUUCCUUCUGGAAGUUGUAUCACUCAUGAUGGUGGGGCAUCUUGGGAUACUUGUCUCCUUCUCUGGGGUUGCCAUUGCCACCUCUUUUUCUGAAGCUACUGGCUUUUGUGUUCUUCUGGGAAUGGUUGGUGCAUUGGAAACUCUAUGUGGCCAAACCUAUGGUGCAGAAGAAUUUGGAGAGAUGGGAAACUAUACUUGUUGUGCAAUGCUCACUUUGCUUUUGGUUAGUCUCCCUAUAUCUCUGCUGUGGAUGUUCACUGAUAAAAUACUAUUGCUCUUUGGUCAAGACCCUGAAAUUUCCCAUGCAGCUCGUGAAUACUGCAUAAGCUUGAUCCCUGCACUGUACGGCUUUGCUGUUCUUCAAUGUCAGAUUCGCUACUUCCAGACUCAAAGCAUGACCUCUCCAAUGGUUUUCAGCUCAGUUGCGGUUCUGUGCUUGCAUGUUCCUAUUUGCUGGGUUCUGGUAUUUAAAUUGGGACUUGGACAUGUUGGAGCAGCAUAUGCUAUUGCAAUUUCCUAUUGGUUAAUUGCCAUUGGACUUGGAAUUUAUAUGAAAUAUUCUCCAGCAUGUGAGAAAACCAAGAUUGUGUUUUCUGUUAAGGCUUUACUAAGCAUUCCAGAGUUCUGCAAAUUUGCUAUUCCUUCUGGACUAAUGUUUUGUUUUGAAACGUGGUCAUUUGACCUACUUACAUUACUUGCUGGACUUUUACCUAAUCCACAACUCCAAACCUCAGUUCUUCUCAUCUGCCUUAACACAACCGCAUUGCACUUCUUCAUUCCAUAUGCUGUUGGAGCUUGUGCAAGUACCCGGAUAUCGAAUGAAUUAGGAGCUGGGAAUCCAAAGGCAGCUAAAGGUACUGUUCGUGUUGUUUUGAUUCUUGGAAUUGUGGAUGCGGUUGUUGUCAGCACUUUGUUGCUCUGUUGUAGGCAUAUACUAGGAUAUGCUUAUAGCAAUAACAAGGAAGUUGUAGAUUAUGUUGCAGAAAUGAUUCCCAUCAUUUGUGCAUCGGUUAGCGCAGAUAGUAUACUAGGAGCUCUUGCUGGGAUUGCAAGAGGUGGAGGGUUUCAACAAAUAGGUGCUUAUGUGAACCUUGGAGCCUACUAUCUUGUGGGAGUUCCUUUGGCAUUGUUAUUGGGUUUUGUCCUACAUUUCAAUGCCAGGGGAUUCUGGAUGGGUAGUCUUACAGGGUCUAUUCUACAAGUGAUUAUCCUCGCUCUUGUUGUAACAGUCUUAACAGAUUGGCAGAAAGAGGCAACAAAAGCAAGGGAGAGAAUAGUUGAGAAGUCAAGUAAUGCUCAUGAUGCAUUGGUGUGAAAUUUUUGAAAUCUAGUAGAAGAAUAAAAGAGAGUAGAAGAAAAAGGAAGAUACUACUGAUUUAGAAUGUCAAAAUGAAGAAUUUCAAUGCUCUCGUGUUGUUUAAGUUUCAUUACAUGACCAUGUUGCAUAAAGAAAUAUAUGAUUUUUAUCGAACAUAA